ACGGAGCGCGAUAAGACAAACGGAGCUGGGAAGGCGGAAACAGAGCAAGAGGUUGACGAUAGAGCUGAGGUGCAUUAACCGGCGACUGCGGGAAAGAGCGACGCUCACCGCAGAAACCGCGUUUGAAAGCCCAGUAUCUGGGUGUAACAGAUUUACUUUUAUUUCAGGUCGUCGGAUAAGAAGCCCGUUUGAGUGGAUAAAACCGCACUAGCGAGGAAAAAGGCGGAUUGUUUCUCUCUCCGGCUUGACUAGAAUUGUUAGGGAUUUGAGAAUGUCGGGGAGCCGAGAGGAGGAGCGGCGGAAACUCGCCGACAUCAUCAACCACUGGAACGCCAACCGGCUCGACCUGUUCGAGAUCAGCCAACCGACUGAGGACUUAGAGUUCCAUGGCGUGAUGCGCUUUUACUUCCAGGAUCGAGUGGCGGGGAACUUCGCCACAAAGUGUAUCCGAGUGUCCAGCACCGCGACCACGCAGGAUGUGAUCGAGACACUGGCGGAAAAGUUCAGACCGGAUAUGAGGAUGCUGUCUUCUCCCAAAUACUCCCUCUAUGAGGUCCAUGUCAGUGGCGAAGAGAGGAAACUGGACUUGGAUGAGAAACCACUGGUCGUACAGCUGAACUGGAACAAAGAUGACAGAGAAGGCCGCUUCGUUCUCAAGAAUGAGAACGACAUCAUGCCCAAGAAAACACUGACAAAUGGCCCUGAGAAAGAGAAGGAGGGGGUGAUCCAGAACUUCAAAAGAACAUUGUCAAAGAAGGAGAAGAAGAAAGAGAAGAAGAUGGAGAAGCAGGCCUUUUCCAGAAUUCCAGAUGGAGACGAUAACAUACUGAACCGCGAGGAUGGAGAGAACUCUAGGUUGGCUGCUGAGGUAUAUAAAGACAUGCCAGAGACCAGUUUCACACGGACCAUUUCAAACCCUGAGGUGGUGAUGAAGAGGAGACGGCAGCAGAAGCUCGAGAAGAGGAUGCAAGAAUUUCGCAGUGGAGACGGUCGACCGGACUCAGGAGGGACUCUGAGGAUCUACGCCGAUAGUCUGAAGCCAAACAUUCCCUACAAGACCAUCCUGCUCUCAACUACUGAUAUGGCUGACUUUGCUGUGGCCGAGGCUCUGGAGAAAUACGGUCUGGAGAAGGAAAAUCCCAGAGAUUACUGCAUCGCCCAGGUGAUUCAUGCAAAUGAUAAACCAGUGAAGGAGGCUAUACUAGACGACACAGAUUGCCCUCUGCAGAUCCUCAGAGACUGGACAAGCGAUACAGAGGCCUUAGUAUUCCAGCUGAAAAAGCGUCCUCCAGACUAUGCUCCAAGGAAAGGACGUAAGCCCGACAACAGGAUGGGGCCGCCUCACGGAUCCAUUCCUCCCGAGAAACUGCCCUACCUGGUUGAACUGAGCCCAGGGCGAGGGAGUCACUAUGCCUACUACUACCGCCAUCAUGAAGAUGGGUCAGACUCCAGGGAUAAACCCAAACUUUACCGACUACAGCAUAGCGUCACUGAGGUUGGAUCUGACCGGAGUGAAGAUGGAAAUAUUCAGCUGUUUGGACCUGGGAUUCUGCCUCAUCACUGUGACCUGAUGCAUGAGGACGGGCUGGUGACUGUGACCCCUGUCAGUUUGGAUGCUGAGACAUUCGUGGAUGGACAGCGGAUCUCUGACACUACGCUUCUGCGCAGCGGGGUGACCGUCCAGUUCGGAGCCACUCACGUCUUCAAAUUCGUAGACCCCAGCUAUGACCACAGCAUGUCCAGAGACCCAGGGCCCAUGAUGAAGGGCAGACACAAAUCAGGCAUCGUCCCAGAAACGACCUUUGACCUUCACGGGGACGUUCAUAGUGGCUCUGCUCUCCCUACAAGCAAGAGCUCAGGGAAGCUGGAGAUGGAGCGUUCAGGAAACAGUGAAAGAGGCCUGGUGAAGCCCAUGAUUAGAGGAGAACAACAGGACUUUAACAAACAUGAUGGAAGGUCCCAGGAUGGCCCAGAGCUCACUCUGCCGGCCACCAUCGAGUUCAGGGAAAACUCCGAGGAUGCCUUCCUGUCUGCCAUCAUUAACUACACCAACAGCUCAACGGUGCACUUCAAGCUGUCUCCCACCUAUGUGCUGUAUAUGACCUGCCGUUACGUUAUGUCCAGCCAGUACCGGCCUGACAUCAGCCCCUCUGAGCGAACACACAAGGUCAUAGGCAUUGUCAACAAGAUGGUGAGCAUGAUGGAAGGAGUUAUCCAGGAGAUUGCUGAAGGUGAUCAGAAACAGAAGAACAUCGCCGGGGCUCUGGCCUUCUGGAUGGCUAAUGCCUCAGAGCUACUGAACUUCAUCAAACAGGACAAGGAUCUGAGUCGCAUCACGCUAGAUGCACAGGAUGUUCUCGCUCACCUGGUUCAGAUGGCUUUUAAGUACCUGGUGCACUGCUUGCAGUCAGAUUUGAAUAACUACAUGCCAGCUUUCCUGGAAGAUCCCGAUGAACAGAACCCACAGAGGCCCAAGAUAGAGGAUGUUCUGCAGACAUUAACAGGCGCCAUGUCUCUUCUGCGGCGGUGCCGUGUCAACGCUGCCCUCACCAUUCAGCUGUUCUCGCAGCUCUUCCACUUCAUCAAUAUGUGGCUCUUUAACAAGCUGGUGACAGAGGCAGACUCGGGCCUGUGCUCGCACUAUUGGGGCGCCAUCCUGCGACAGCAGCUCAGCCACAUCGAGGCGUGGGCUGAGAAACAGGGUUUGGAGCUGGCUGCAGACUGCCACCUCAGUCGUAUAGUGCAGGCAACGACCCUCCUCACUAUGGACAAAUACUCCAUGCAAGAUGUGCAGAACAUCAACAACACCUGCUUCAAGCUCAACUCUCUGCAGCUCAAUGCUCUGCUGAGCAACUACCACUGCGCUCCUGAUGAACCCUACAUUCCUCCUGAGCUGAUUGAUCAUGUGGUGGCUGUGGCCGAGAACACGGCGGACGAACUGGCCCGAAGCGAUGGGCGGGAAGUACAGUUGGAAGAGGACCCUGACCUCCAGCUGCCUUUCCUACUGCCCGAGGAUGGCUACUCGUGCGACGUGGUGCGGAACAUUCCCAACGGAUUCCAAGAGUUCCUAGAGCCACUUUGCCAGAGAGGUUUCUGUCGAUUAACACCUCAUCCACGCUCUCCGGGAACUUGGACCAUCUAUUUUGAAGGAGCCGAUUGUGACAGUCACUUCUCAGCUGACACGUCAGAACUGCCAAUGCGGAAGGAACCGGAAAUUGUGACAGUGACUUUGAAGAAACACAAUGGGAUGGGCCUCAGCAUUGUGGCAGCCAAGGGUGCCGGACAGGACAAACUCGGCAUUUACAUCAAGUCUGUUGUUAAAGGAGGUGCGGCAGACAUGGAUGGGCGUCUGGCUGCUGGAGACCAGUUGCUCAGCGUGGAUGGACGAAGUCUGGUCGGCCUCUCACAAGAGAGGGCGGCGGAAUUGAUGACACGAACCGGCUCGGUCGUAACACUGGAGGUGGCCAAACAGGGAGCCAUUUACCAUGGUCUGGCCACACUCCUCAGCCAGCCGUCCCCCAUGAUGCCCCGCGCAUCAGACCGUGGACGUGGAGACAAGGGAAAGAUGAGACCAAAGAGCGAGGGCUUUGAGCUCUACAACAACUCUGUGCAGAACGGCUCGCCUGAGAGCCCCCAGGAAACGUGGGACACUUAUCCUGAACCAAAGAAGGAGGACAGGUUGUUGAAGAACCGUGCAGACCACCGCUCCAGCCCAAAUGUGGCUAACCAGGCCCAAAGUCCGGGUGGGAAGCCUGUUUAUCCUGGAGCCCCAGGAAAGAUCACUUCGGUCUCGACGGGUAACCUCUGCCCUGAUGAGGAGCCCUCACCACCCCGUCCAGAGGCAUAUCCGAUCCCCACUCAGACAUACCAAAGGGAAUACUUCACCUUCCCAGCCUCCAAAUCUCAGGACAGGAUGGGCCCUGGCCAGCCCUGGCAAAACAACGAACUGGAGCCUCUCCCCCCUAUGGAUAACCACUCUAACAACAGCAUGGCUAUGCAGCAGGUUGCUCGCUCUCAGGAGGAGUUGUGCGACAUGCCGGGCGGGUACCCAGGUGAACACCUGCGCCAAGAAGACCUGAUGCCCCUGCAGUACCAGCGAGGCGGAGGCGAGCACUGGAACCACCAGAUGUCCUCCUCGGUGGAGUCCAGCACAUCAAGCCAAGAACACCUCAACUACUCAUCAUCCUCUGGCUCCAGGAUCCAAGGCAAUCACAAGAGUGGCCCUGGCCGCUGGAAGACCCCAAUACCCAACUCCGGCCCCGUGGGCGUCUCCCAACCUUCCCGUUCAGAUCUUCCACCUCCUCCUCCUCCUCCGCCUGCGCACUAUGACUACGAGCCGCAAACAGACCUGCCGCUUCCUCCACCACCCUCCGUUACACAGCAACAGGCAGCAGCUGCUGCGGCCACGGCCGACCGCAAGAAACGCGAGGAGCAACAGCGCUGGUAUGAGAAGGAGAAGGCCAGGCUUGAAGAGGAGCGAGAGAGAAAGAGAAGAGACCAGGAGCGGAAGUUGGUGCAGAUUCGCAAUCCUCCAGGCCCAGUCAUGCACAACAACCAGCAUGGUCCACUGCCGCCCGCCCCUCAGCACCAACAGAUGCCCCAUUCACAGCUCCCCAUGCAGGUGCCCCAACCGUACCUUCCCCCGGUCCAGCCUUCCCAACCACCACAGCCACAACCCGCUCGACCCGACAAGCUAUCCAGCCUUCCCCGCCAGCCGCCACAGGACACAGUAAUACGUGACCUCUUGCCCCAGCAACAGCCACGCACCAUAGAAAGACGUGACUUGCAAUACAUCACCAUCAGCAAGGAGGAACUGUCCGCCAGUGACAGCCUGUCGCCUGACCCCUGGAAGAGGGAUGCCCGUGAGAAACUGGAGAAGCAGCAGCAGCUUCACAUCGUGGACCUCCUGGACAAGGAGAUCCAGGACCUUCAGGCCAAACCCGAACGCACAGCCGAGGAGAAUGACCGUCUGCGCAAGCUCAUGCUGGAGUGGCAGUUCCAGAAGAGACUGCAGGAGUCCAAGCAGAACGAGGAGGAUGAGGAGGAGGAGGAUGACGAAGAUGUAGACACCACGCUAAUUAUGCAGAGACUGGAGGCUGAGAAGAGAGCACGGCUACAGGACGAGGAGCGACGACGGAAACAGCAGUUGGAGGAAAUCCGUAAGCGUGAGGCAGAAGAGAGAGCCAAACAGGAAGAGGAGAGACACUGGAGAGAGGAGGAGAGAGCCAGGCGAGAGGCCGAGGAGAAGAGGAGACAGGAGAAAGAGUACUACACCCGCCUGGAGGCAGAGCGGCGCCGGCAGCACGAGGAAGCCGAGCGCAAGCUGCUGACGCCAGACGAGCCUGGUCUGUACAGACCCCCCCUACCCCGGGACUACCAGCCCCCUUCUCCCUCAAGCACCCCCGCCACUAACAACAACAGUGCCCCUCCGCCCCCACCUCAGAGAAACACCUCCUACCUCAAAACCCAGGUCACCUCCCCUGACACCAUUUACACUGCCAAGUUUGUCUCGUACAAUGAUGAGGAGGAGGAGGAUGAGGAGGACGCAGGCCUAACAGGAUUUAAUUCAUACACUGGAAACACAACAGGACUAGGAUCCGGAGAGAUUUACAAGGACCCGCGAGAGAAGUGGACGAAAGGCGGCCCAGAUCAGGAGAACACAAUAGGAGGAGCUCCAGAAAGCCUGACAUUUAAGGAGCGCCAGAGACUCUUCUCAAAGGGAAAGGAAGUGUCGAAUAAAGUGAAAGCGUCCCGGAAGCUCAUGGAACUGGAGAACGAGCUGAACGUAAAGCAGUAGUGAAGAGCCCUAGUAGGACUAAUUGCCAAUAUGUGACCCAUUCCUGGAAAAAAAAAAAAACACACACACAAAACACAUCCAGCUGUGGCUUCCCAGUCAUUUCCACAUGUUCUUUUUGGGUUUUAUUGAAUAACUGGACGAUUAAGUAUCAUUUAGCUGCAAUAAGAGACGAUAUUCCUAAAUUCCCUCAAAAGAUAUAUUAUAAUAAAGCACUGUAAAUUCUUUUAAUUAUAUUAAUAAGAAAACUGAAAUGACAUGAAGGGGGUAUAUUUUUGUUUAUGAAAUGUUAUUCAGAAAAUGACGCUCAUUUAAUUGUUUUUUAAUAGGCAGUAACGUGGGAUAUUUUAUGGUGUUAUUUUAUUCUCUUUCUACAUCUUUCCACUAUUUUUCUUUUGAAAGUUAAGUGCCGAUUUAAUAGACCAAUGUAAACAGCUCUGAGUACAUAACAGGGGUCCGCAUUGGUCCUUGAAUAUUAUUGAACAACUCAACAGUAGCGCGUGAACGAAACUUAUAUAGGAGGCUCACGUUGUUUUGUCAAAGUUUAUUAUUUUUAUUUUUCCAGCUGGUUCUUCCGCGUUCAUGGAUACUCAGGCACCUUUCUGCCAAUCUCGUGUCUACGUUCAAAUAAUUUUGCUCCGACAUGAGCUCUCAUAACCUUUUUGACACCAUUUGUGAAUUUCCUUUGAGAAUGUAGUCAUUUUUCUUGAUUAUUUUACUGCACCGUCUGCAAGUCUGUCAUUCCUUAAGAGCGCUGAGGUUUACCACUUUUCUAAAAUGUUUAGUUUUUGUGUUUAAAUGAAACGGAUGAUGUGUGACAGUAGCCAGCUGAUGUUGGUGAAGCAAAGUGUGAUGGUAGUAUAAUGUUAAAAAGAUAUGAUUUAAAUAAAGAGGUUUGUGGAAAUGAGAUGCAGGAGCCUUUUGAUUAGCAGGUAUUUAUUUGAACCUUCUCGACAUAGUGACAGAUUUGUUUGUUUUCAUAAGUCAGGAUAGAGUCGGCAGGUUAAAUUUGAUGAAUGAGUGACAAACGUGAGAUUUAAA
Messenger RNA from Cyprinus carpio (common carp), 6835 nucleotides. Its product is annotated as afadin-like. The record is from RefSeq and is a predicted model, not a curated record. Gene Ontology annotation, molecular function: cell adhesion molecule binding. Gene Ontology annotation, biological process: regulation of protein localization; signal transduction. Bases 272 to 5797 code for a protein of 1841 amino acids. Lineage: Eukaryota; Metazoa; Chordata; Actinopteri; Cypriniformes; Cyprinidae. Gene Ontology annotation, cellular component: adherens junction. The transcript has 36 exons.